Messenger RNA from Xyrichtys novacula (pearly razorfish), 951 nucleotides. Lineage: Eukaryota; Metazoa; Chordata; Actinopteri; Labriformes; Labridae. The record is from the annotation of a GenBank genome assembly.
CUCUGUCACAGCGAGUCUGAUCUGUUUCCAUGAGCUCUGUCUGAAAACUAAACCAGGAUGGUGCUGAUAGUAACUCUGCUGGUCCUGUUGGGUUUUCUGAGUCAGGGUGAGAGAUUCAAAAAUGAACAUUAUAAUAGAAUUAUUUAUAUGACUGUUGUUUUAAUGUUUGUGUGCAGUUUUUCUCUUUUUGUGUCUUCUGUCAGUGUUUUUAAUCUUUAGUUCAUUUUCUAAUAGUUUGAUGUUCUUUGUCUCAUUUCAGAGUCUUCUGCAAACAAAUUUCUGACUCAGGCUGACAAAUUUAAGUCUGUACGUCUUGGUGAGACUGUGACAAUCAGCGCAACAGGGAGUUCAGACAUUCGUGCUGAUCUCAGUUGGUACAUUCAGAAACCUGGACAGGUUCCCAAACUGCUUAUAUACACUUCAUCAAGCCGUUUCUCAGGAACCCCGUCUAGAUUCAGUGGAAGUAGAUCUGGUUCUGACUACACUCUGACCAUUCAAGGUCUUCAGGCUGAAGAUGUUGGAGAUUAUUACUGUCUUGGUCUCCAUAGUGGUGGAGUGUUCACACAGUGAUUUAGAGCCGUACAAAAACCUCCUCCAGUUCAGCUGAAGUGAAACCAUCCUGCUGCAGGUGCAGAGGGUUGGUGUGGUGUAAAGAGAGGCGAUGGUCCAGUGAACAAGAGAGUCAUCAAGCAGAAACACAGACGCUCAGAAUCAAACGGAAAGAAACUCACAGAUGCUCCUUUAUUUGAACAUUUUAACAGCAAUAGUAAUAAUUUAAGAUGAUUAAUGAAUCCACGUAAAGAAAUUAUUUUAAAGAAAUAUAUCUCUGAUUUAAAAAACAUUCAGCAAUAUCCCGAUUAAAAGCUACAUAACAGCUUUUCAACAAAUAACAUGAUCUUUUUUUGUCUGAAAACUGAACUUGACAUUAAAAUAUAAUUUCAAAACCAAAAA